Molecule: messenger RNA, 1221 nt
Organism: Lasiosphaeria miniovina
Lineage: Eukaryota; Fungi; Ascomycota; Sordariomycetes; Sordariales; Lasiosphaeriaceae
Exons: 3
Coding region: 1-1221 (406 amino acids)
Biological process (GO): regulation of transcription by RNA polymerase II
Molecular function (GO): zinc ion binding; DNA-binding transcription activator activity, RNA polymerase II-specific
Source: RefSeq, a predicted model, not a curated record
AUGCGACGCCGCCCCCACCGCAAGUCCAAGGCUGGCUGCGUCAACUGCCGGAGGCGGCGCGUCAAGUGCGACGAGCAGAAGCCAAGCUGCCACUCGUGCGUGCGGCGUCGUGCGGAAUGCGUCUACACUGUGCAAGACCACGCCGGCAGCCGGCCGGCCCCUCCCCCUGCCGAAACAUCCGCCCGCUCACAGGGCGUCUCGACCGUCUCCGCUGCCUCGUGUCCCCGUGGAACCGCACCCACGUCCGCACCCCCCUCCACCUUUAGCAUUGGCGACCUGGCACUCCUCCACCACUGGACGCUGUCCACCAGCCUCAGCAUCUGCCGCGAGGCCAGCGGCGCCGACAUGUGGCAACGCGUGUUCCCGGAGGUAGGCUUCGAGCACCCGUUCGUAGCGCACGCCAUCCUGAGCCUGGCCUCCCUGCACCUCGCUCACGGCAGCAGCGGCGGGGCGGCGCGAGGCGUUGCCAACCUGGCCAAGGCCGCCGCGCACCACAACGAGGCGCUCCUGGGCUUCCGCCAGGCCGUGGCCGACAUCACGGACGCCAACAGCGAGGCGCUGUUCAUCUGGUCGCUUCUGAGCAUGAUCUACGUCUUUGGGUUCCUGACAGAACGCUGCGGCGCUGCCGCCACGAACGGCGGGGCAUCCCACGUGUCCCGCAAGGAGCUGGUGCUCGGCAUCGAGUGGAUCCCCAUGCUCCGGGGGAUCGAGGCCGUGCUAUACCCGACGCACAACUACCUGUGGCUUGGCCGCAUGCAGUUCAUCAUAGGCCUCGGGAACUGGGACGAGCUGGAGCCGGCCGCGGUCGCGUCCCAGGGGCCCGACGGCUAUCUCUGUCGCACGCGCGAGACGUGGAAGAACAGCAGCGACGCCGAGACGUACGACCGGGCGCUGCGGAUCCUCCGCAAGUGUUGGAUGUUCAUCCGGCAGUUCGACACCAUGGACGCGGCCACGCUGGCGACGUGGGGGUAUAACCGCUCCUGGUCGGGGCCGUUGAUGUUUGUGCAUUUUGCCCCCGACGCGUAUUUUACCCUGCUGCGCCAGCGGCAGCCUCCGGCGCUGGUCUUGUUUGCGUAUUUCGGUGCUCUUCUGCAUGGCAUCACGAGCUACUGGUUCAUGGACGGUCUGGGCAAGGAGAUUGUGGAGGUGGUGGUUGACUUGCUUGGGCCUUACUGGAGGCCGUGGAUCUCGUGGCCGCUGGACGUUGUUGGGCCUGGCUGA